This is a messenger RNA of Oryzias latipes (Japanese medaka), 1329 nucleotides long. RefSeq names its product calretinin. Gene Ontology annotation, cellular component: synapse; cytosol; dendrite. Gene Ontology annotation, biological process: regulation of long-term synaptic potentiation; regulation of presynaptic cytosolic calcium ion concentration. The record is from RefSeq and is a predicted model, not a curated record. NCBI's taxonomy places the organism in Eukaryota, Metazoa, Chordata, Actinopteri, Beloniformes, Adrianichthyidae. Gene Ontology annotation, molecular function: calcium ion binding.
GUGAAGAGCUCUGCGCCAGGAAAAGUUUAUCCCCUACUCUUAGAAUCGAGCAAAAGGACGGAAAAACCUCAGAGAUGGCAACCCAGGCGGAGCAGCUGCCCCUGCUGCAGCUAGCGGAGCUCACCGCGGCGCAGUUCAUCGACAUCUGGAAGCACUUUGAUACGGACGGGAAUGGCUACAUUGAAGGGAAAGAGCUGGAGAAUUUCUUCACACAGCUGGAGUCUGCAAGACGAGGAGCCGGUGUGGAUCCUUCACAUGCAUCCUUCAAGGAGAAGAUGAGGGAGUUCAUGGCCAACUUUGAUAAGAACUCCGAUGGAAGGAUUGAAAUGUCAGAGCUGGCUCAGAUUCUGCCCACAGAAGAAAACUUCCUGCUGUGUUUCAGGGAGUUUGUUGGAUCCAGUGCUGAAUUCAUGAAUGCCUGGAGAAAAUAUGACACUGACCGCAGUGGAUAUAUCGAGUCAAAUGAACUAAAGGGCUUUCUGUCCGACCUGCUGAAGAAGGCCAACAGGAUCUACGAUGACAAAAGACUCACUGAAUAUACACAAACCAUUCUGAGGAUGUUUGAUCUUAAUGGUGACGGAAAGCUGGGCCUUUCUGAAAUGGCGAGGCUUUUGCCAGUUCAGGAGAAUUUCCUGCUCAAAUUUCAGGGCAUCAGACUUACCGUUAAGGAGUUCGAUUCCCUUUUCACUUUCUAUGAUAAGGAUGGCAACGGCUACAUUGAUGAGCAGGAGCUGGAUGCCCUGCUGAAGGACCUCUGUGACAAGAACAAAAUGGAUGUGGACGCCACCGGCUUGGUGGAUUACAAGAAGAGCAUCAUGGCUCUGUCUGAUGGAGGGAAACUGUACCGCACUGAAAUGGAGAUCGUCCUCUGCAGGGACUCCAUGCUGUGACCUCCCCAUCUGUGGACCGGUAUUCUUCUAACGCCACCUCCCAACCUCCUGACGUUACCUGCUGCAUGUUAGCCCUGACCUUGCCACACCAUGUAGAUGUGUUCAUGAAAGCACAAAGUGUUCUGCUGGUUGAAGGCUCUUUACCUUAUUUAAUCUUUUCUUUAUUUUUGGUAACAGGCAGUUUGACUGCCACAGGUAGGAUUCUUUUGGUUUCCUGCUUUUAAAAUGCAUUUGUAUUUUUGAAUUUUUCAUUUGUGUUCCUGUCGUUGGGUUGAAGAUAAACGCUUUUACUUUUUGGCAUAUUUACUUUAUAUUUAUUGUUGUUUUUUUCUGUUCAAAGAAUGUGAGAGAAUGAAUAAAAAUAAGAGCUUUUACCCCCAUUGAUCCAUUCGCAUCAAAAAGACCCAAAAGUAUUUAAUAAAGUGCAGAUGCUGUGACA